UAACUUUAGAGAAUGCAGAUGAUAUUAGUAUUACAGAUUUAUAUUUAAUGUUAGGGAUGUGCCUGCUGCAUGUGUGUUCAGUCGGAUAACAUUAAAAACCGUAGGCCCAGUGUACACUUUGGCUCAUGUGCACUAUAAAGAACCCAGUACAUCAUUCGAGACGAGUAGGGCGAUACCCCGGUGUUGUGGAUGCAUCUACUUAAAAUUUAGUGCCUUUUCAAAAUGAUCAGCUUUGCUGAAUGGAUCAUCCAUAUAACUAGCCUGGUGUUAUAACCACUAGACCACCGAGCUUGUGCGUAGUGACUAGUGUGAGUCCGAUCCCCAAAGUUAUCAAAAAUAGUCAUGUGAGUUGUAUGCUCUGAUAAACUAUGGAGAACUACGCAAGAAGAUUAAAACGGGAAUCAAUGCAAAAAAUGGGCAGAAACUGAAUGAGUUAGUAAAUAAUGGCGUUACAAUAGUUAGAUUCCAAGGGAAGAAUGUCCGCAUUAAGACGCCAGUGUUUAAAGCCUUGAAGAAGCUUCAAGAUGCCGAGAGACCCCAAGCAGACAAACCAUUUCGAUUGCCGCUUAAGAUCCUUAUUGACCUACAACCAAGGAAUAACGAAGCUUUGGCAACUGUCCAAUGUUUGGCACACAACCCUAGGCUAAGGAUUGCAGUACCUGUACAAAAAGAUGUGAAGAGUGUGAUUGACUAUCUGACAUCCAAGUGGACACCACACAGCAUAAAGCUGCUACAGACUUUGAAACCCACUGAUAAGGAUCAUAGAACAAAUGUUGUCUUACGAUUACCCCCUAAUCUGGACAUCACCCCCUAUGAGGAGGUGAAGGGAAAAUUUAUUCACUGGAGUGCUAAAACACCAUUCACAAUGGGGCAAGGAUUAAACUCUAGUAACAGCAAAAACUCUCAAUCGAACUCAUCAAGUCCGCAGUCUACGGCAAAAUUAAAACUACAGCCGAGUAAAACGUUACCGGUUGAAGCAACAUCUGUAAAAAGUGACGCUAAAGGGAAAGUAAAAGAAAAUGCGAUUGUUAACAAUGGAGCACAGAAAAAAGACGAUACAGAGAACUUGGCAACUGAUUUUGGUAACAGGUUACCUGAUAUCUCAAUGAUUCAGACCGAAGUUUGCGGUCAAUUUGGAGAAACGCACAGCGAGACUCUCUUAGGUUUGGACGCAAAUACUGAUUCUGACAUUUUACUAAAAUGCACAGAGUUGUCGUUAGGAAAUUCAAAUGAUUCAUCUUCUUUGGGAAAUGUUGAAAACACUGAGCCCUCUGUGGCACAAUUGAGUGCAGUGGAGAAUGAAACAAGAUGUAAACAAACUAAAGACUCUUGCUUGAGAAAUGGACUAACUUUAGAGAAUGCAGAUGAUAUUAGUAUUACAGAUUUAUAUUUAAUGUUAGGGAUGCCACCUCGGUUAAAGUUUGAGUACGAGUUUGCCAACAAGUCAGUUCCAAAAGCAGAUAACACCUUGAACACUCUACAGAAGUUAGUCCAUCUUGCGAAAACUCAGUUAACGAACACUACAGCUCAAAAACAAAAGAUGGUGUCUGUUGGGACAGUCACUUCACCUGUGCGUGGCAUUCAACCAGCAGCUAACUCUGCUACCAAUAGAGUUGGUGUUACUCCCAGCCGGAGUAAGAGUGACGUCGCCGCUGCUCCAGGAUCGAACAAAGAAAUAUUUCGCAUCGCGGGAGCGGUUGGCAACGGAAACCUUAAUGUGCCAAAUGGGUCCAUAGUUGACAUUGACAAGGGGGUGUUUGUGACGCCGAAAGCGUCAUUCGCUCCCUCAGUACUGAAAUCACAGGCACAGGAAAAAUUAUUUAUGCAACAACUCCGUUUUAUACAUAGACAGUCGAUCAAUCAAAGAAAAGGACGAAAAUCAAGACCACCCAUUGUUGUCCAGCGCCACCUUUUGCCAAGAAUACAAUCAUCUGGUCCGAUACGCAACAUGAUGUCUUUGUCGACAUCAACAGGAAAGUUUACACCAGUGGACGCCAGCUCCCUAAACAGCGUAGACCCUGUCUCUUAUACACAACUGUGA
This is a messenger RNA of Anneissia japonica, 2041 nucleotides long. Its product is annotated as protein cramped-like. Lineage: Eukaryota; Metazoa; Echinodermata; Crinoidea; Comatulida; Comatulidae. The record is from RefSeq and is a predicted model, not a curated record. Bases 866 to 2041 code for a protein of 391 amino acids. The transcript has 12 exons.